AGUUAGUAGGUAGUGUUUUGCCCCUUCAUAAGAAUACUUCUAAUCAAGAUGGUAUCCAAAGCAGUCCUGAAAUUCACAAUAAUCGGAGUAGCCGCAGUAAUUGUGUUGAAGAGAGAGAAUAGAAGAGAAAAAUACCAAGUCUGAUGAAAGUUUGACUUUUCAAAGGCAAUGAAAUGACAAAUACUGACCUAAUUCUAAAGGAAUCUAUUGUAAAUAAAAUGUCAUAUCCAGCCCUUUAAAAAAAUCAAGAUCAUAUGAUUACAGUGCUCAACAGUACCUCCCUCCACCCUGCUGAAAUUGCUCAAAACAAAGAUAAGAACCUGAGCCUGGCAGAGGUGGAGAAAUUACAUUAGAAGUCCAAAACAUGGCAGCAAAGCAGAAUUUCCAGUGCUUGGAGGACCAGCUCGUGUGCCCUGUUUGUCUGGAGGUCUUCAAACAGCCUUUGAUGCUCCAGUGUGGUCAUAGUUAUUGCAAGGAAUGUGUCCUAUCUCUGUCUGGAAACCUGGACAACUAUUUUACCUGCCCUGUGUGUCGGAAGAUGGUGGACUGCAGCAGCUCUUCUCCUAAUGUAUCACUAGCUCGUGUUAUUGACACCUUGACAGUGAUAAGUGGGUCCAGUGGCAAUCAAGAAAACUGCAGGGAUCACCACAACCCCCUGAGCCUCUACUGUGAGAAAGACCAUCAGAUAAUCUGUGGACUCUGCGGAAUUAUUGGACAACACAAGCAACAUAAAUUAACCCCUCUCUCCAGUGUGUAUGAGAGGAUGAAGGAACAACUUGCUUUGCUCAUAACAGGAGCUCAGAUGCAAAAGAACAACAUGGAGAGGAACACAAACAGAUUAAAACACAACAGAGCUCGUAUUAUUAAUGAAUCUGAUGUCUGCAAAUUAGUGAUUCAGAAAGAAUUCCAGGAACUCAGAGGUUUGGUUGAUGAGGAAGAGGCCAACUUCAUUCAGUCCACACAGUUAAAGUGUACCACUACUGUUGAAACAAUUGAUGAACAACUGGAAGAAAUGUCCAAAACACUGAAACAGCUGAAGGAAGUUGAGGUUUCAUUGAAAAAAUUGGGCAAUGAAAAUCAUUUAGAUUUCAUAAGAGAGUACAGUUCAAUCGCCUCAAUUUGCAAACAGAUGCCGGAGCCACAAUCAGACAAAAUCUUCAGUGCCGUUUUGUUCAAGCCUGGCUUUAGGCAUGAUGAUAUUAAACUAACCGUUUGGAAAAAACUGCAGAAGCGGAUUUUACCAGAACCAGAGCAAUUAAAAUUAGAUCCCAGCACCGCACACCCACUUCUGAUCAUAACCAACAGUAGUACCAGGGUAGAAUGUGGAACUUACCUCAAGCGCUUGUCGUUGGUACAGGAGCGAUUUGAUUACAACACCUGCAUUCUUGCUAACAAAGGGUUCUCCUCAGGCAAGCACUAUUGGCAAGUGAUUGUCGAUGACAAGAUUAGAUGGCGCCUUGGCAUCAUCAAAGGUACCACAGGACGCAAAGGGAAGUUGACCAAGACUCCUGAGAAUGGUGUGUGGAUGAUUGGAGUGAAAGAAAGAAAAAAUUAUGAGGCAUAUCAGAAUCCCAAAAUUCAGCUUUCACUCUUGGUGAGGCCACGGAAGAUUGGUGUGUUCCUUGAUUAUGAGGGAGGGCGACUUUCAUUCUAUAAUGUGGAUAACCCGGAUGAGCUGAGUUUGAUCUAUGUUUUUGAUUCAGCCUUUCAAGGAAAGAUUUAUCCAAUUUUUGACCUCUGCUGUGUCGACAGAAGUAAUGACUUAGCACCUAUCACACUCUGCCGUGUUUGAAUUUAUUCCAACAAACAGCAAAAGGCAUAAAUCAAAAAUAUAAACCACUACUUAUCUAAUGCCCUGGUUAGCAGUUAUUGUCGCAUAAUUAAUACUAUCCUAAUCUUAUAACACGACUCAUCAUUUAAGAGGCAGCAUUUAGUUCACGCGAUCUUUUUUUUAAACUUACUAUCUGAUCUCCAGAAUUAGCAAGAAAUAUGUUUGUAAUGUUCAGCUGUAAAGUAGAUUUUUUCAUUUCACGGAGCUUAAUUGCUUAGGACAUUGAACUGUGGGGUUUAUUGGUUUAUAUAAAUUAUCCAAAUGUCAUGAAAUUUAAUGAAAAGUGCUGUAAUCAAAUUCACGACAAUUAACCAUUUUUUAAAAUGUCCAAACUUGGGUCAAAAGAACCCAAUGUGAAAAGUAUAACAUUCUAUCUCAUCUUUUUUCAAGAUUUUUCCAUCUCCAACAAAGAGUGAUUUUGUUUUGUGUUUUUAAUUGUAUGAUGUCUGGAAUGUAACAAUUGAGUGAUGGAUGCAAAUGUUAUUGUCCAUAUUAAGUUUGUAUCUUGAAAAUUUAUUGUAUGGGGGGGUGGGGUGGAUAUUUGGUCCAUCAUGCCUUGGCUGACUCUUUGAAAGAUCUGACCAAUUUGUCUUAUUUCCCUGGUCCAUUCAACAAGGGUCCUUUAUGUUUUCCCCUACUCUGAAAAGAGUGCAGACAAGCUUUGUGAGCAUGUUGCCAGGACUUGAGGCCUGAGCCAUAGGGAAAGAUUGGAUAGGCUCGAAUUUUAUUCCUUUGAGUGCAGAAGGCUGUGGGGUGAUCUUAUAGUGGUGUAUAAAAUUAAAAGAUUUUAUAAGACACUUGGACAGGUCCACAAAUAGGGAAGGUUCAGAGAGAUGU
This is a messenger RNA of Amblyraja radiata (thorny skate), 2668 nucleotides long. Its product is annotated as E3 ubiquitin-protein ligase TRIM50-like. The transcript has 6 exons. Gene Ontology annotation, molecular function: protein binding; zinc ion binding. NCBI's taxonomy places the organism in Eukaryota, Metazoa, Chordata, Chondrichthyes, Rajiformes, Rajidae. The record is from RefSeq and is a predicted model, not a curated record. Bases 365 to 1792 code for a protein of 475 amino acids.